AUGGCGGGUCAGACAGCUGUGCUCAAUUUUCGGGGUAUGCUGGAGGAGGGCAUGGAAGACCAGGAGCAGGAGGAGGAGCCCGUGAUUCCACUCCAGGCCCAGAGAGCCCCACGAGAAAACAAGAAAUGUUCAGGCUGCCAUGACGUGAAGCCCAUCGCCGAGUUCCACAAGAGCAAACGGCGAUUCGACGGAUACCAGGCGUACUGCAAGCCAUGCUGCCAGAAGCUGCACACGACAUGGCGCGACUCGCGGCCCGCGGUGGCGCCGUGUGUGACGCGUAAGUUCUGCGGCGGCUGCAAGCUGGAGAAGGCUGCCAGCGAGUUCCACAAGGACCGCAAGCGCACGGACGGGCUGCAGUGCCAGUGCAAGGCUUGCACUACUCUGCUGCACAAGAAGUGGCGUGACGAGCGCAAGAGAGCCGACCGACCGGUGGCGGAGCGCAAGGCGUGCAGAGCAUGCGCUGAGACAAAGCCGGCCGAGGAGUUUGGCCGCGAUGCGCGCGCGGCCGACGGGCUGCAAUCGCGCUGCAAGGUGUGCAACACGCAGUACUUCAAUCUUUGGGCGGCGCAGCGGCGGCUGGCUAAGAACCCGGGCAUCGCGCGGAGGAAGACUUGCGGCAUCUGCGGCGAAGAGAAGCUUGCAGAGGAGUUCCGGCUGGCGAGGGAGGGAACAUCGGAGGACAGACUGGUGGCCAAUUGCAAGGACUGCACCAACGCCAAACGGCCCCGCGACAGCAGCGACAGCGAAGCAGAGCCGGCGCAACAGCAGCGGCGUCCAGGAGUCUUACAGCUGAGGCCGGCCGCCGCACCGACAACGGUGGUCCGGGCGCGCGCGCGGCCGGUUGCGGCUGCAGCGCGGCCGGCGCGGCGGGGCAGCGGGGGCAUUCCUGUCAGCCCGGCUGGCCGGGGCGCGGCCUUUUCUGGUGCGGCGGCCGGCAGCGGAGGAUCUGAUGAGCCGCCGCCGGCUGACAGCCCCCUCUUCGGCAGCCUCCAGGAACAAGUGAUGGGGAGCGAUGAGCCCUGGCAGCAAGCUCUCAACCUUUCACUGGACUUCUCCACCGGCCUUUAA
Molecule: messenger RNA, 1068 nt
Organism: Coccomyxa subellipsoidea C-169
Lineage: Eukaryota; Viridiplantae; Chlorophyta; Trebouxiophyceae; Coccomyxaceae
Exons: 6
Coding region: 1-1068 (355 amino acids)
Source: RefSeq, a predicted model, not a curated record